Aspergillus niger is the source of this 1272-nucleotide messenger RNA. RefSeq lists its product as uncharacterized. The record is from RefSeq and is a predicted model, not a curated record. Gene Ontology annotation, biological process: pyrimidine nucleobase biosynthetic process; UMP biosynthetic process. The transcript is spliced from 2 exons. The coding region runs from base 1 to 1272 and encodes 423 amino acids. Lineage: Eukaryota; Fungi; Ascomycota; Eurotiomycetes; Eurotiales; Aspergillaceae. Gene Ontology annotation, molecular function: orotidine-5'-phosphate decarboxylase activity; orotate phosphoribosyltransferase activity.
AUGGAUACGUUUUCGUCGUCGGACAGUCCGUCCUCCCCCGGCAAUCGUAUUGUGUCCUACCUCCAAACUUUGGCCAAAUCCAAGACCGAACUGCCUUACGGACUGCCUGUGUGUGUGUCUCCCUCUCACACGGUUACCAGCACGGACUCGCUCCUUCAUCUUGCAUCCUUGGUCGGCCCCCAUAUCAGUAUCCUCCAGGUUCACGCAGAUAUCAUCGAUGACUGGUCCGAGGAAACGGUUCGCCAAUUGACCACUCUGGCUAGAAAGCAUGGCUUCUUGAUCUGGGAAAGCGUACGGAGCGGCGUGGUCGACUUGAUACGGAAGAAGUACACCAGGGGUGUGGUGAAGCCAGCAUCAUGGGCGGGCAUGUCGACAGCCUGGGCUUCGGGAGCCGCUGUUUACAAUCAGGAAGCCGACAUCUUGAUUCCGACCUUGAAGGCUGCCGCUCGGGAGGCAGUGGCAGACGCUGUACAGACCAUUAGAACCGAAAUCACCGCCGACAGUUUCGCAAAUGAGCAUUCUAACAGCGAUCAAGACUCGUCACAAUCCCAACAUCUUACUGAGUACGCGGUCGACCAUAGUGGGCUGGGACUGCCCCCACGGAAGGCUUCGACCAUUUCCCUUACCCAAACAAUCACACAGCAUACCGAAGAUUCCGCCGAUUAUCCUUUGGAGUCUCCUCAGUUUGAGCGCCACGGCUUCGAGUUUGGAACUUUGAGUCCAUCUACGAUACCUGAGGAUCUUCCUCCCCCGCCUCUUCUGGCUCGUGGUCUAGUACUUUGUUUGCCAUCCCGGACCGAUACAUCAUUUACCCCCGACUACCGUCAAAGCUGCAUAGCUGCUGCCCGUGCCAAUCAAGACUUCGUGGUGGGAUUCCUCUGUGGUGAACCAUGGCACAUUACCUCGCAAAGAAGCGAUAUCUUUGAGACAGGCCUGUCCGGUUACGGCGAUGAGCAGCAGCAGCUUAGCCCAUACUCGUCGGAUGACGAUGAGGAGCUUCCACACUUUGCGUUGUUCUCUCCCAUCUGCCAAGGUGGACAGCCGCUGGAUGGCAGCGAGGAAGAAGAGGUGGAAGAGGAGGAAGAGACACCUCUACCUGAGACCACGAUACCAAUUGAAUCGCUCAACCCUCUUGCCGCGAAACUGUUCUAUGCUGCUGGGAAGGCAUUCAAACUCCGCGAAGCAACCAGCCAGGAAAAUGGAAUCAUGCCGAAAUCCGACACCACCAAAAGUUGCCAGAUCUUGCACAUUCCUAUCGUCUCGUUGCCGUGA